Messenger RNA from Lolium perenne, 694 nucleotides. NCBI's taxonomy places the organism in Eukaryota, Viridiplantae, Streptophyta, Magnoliopsida, Poales, Poaceae. The record is from RefSeq and is a predicted model, not a curated record.
UGGGCUUACAAAGCCAACGUCGGGAAAUGCAUUUGUCGAAGAUUUCAACAUACAGACUGACAUGGAGAACAUAUAUAAUAACAUGGGUGUUUGUCCACAAAAUGAUAUGCUCUGGGAAAUGCUGACUGGCAGAGAACAUCUCCAGUUUUAUGGCCGACUAAAGAACCUCAAUGGUUCUAGUUUGGACCUUGCUGUUGAAGAAUCAUUGAGGAGUGUAAAUUUACUGCAUGGUGGUGCUCCUGAUAAACAAGUGAGGACGUACAGUGGCGGCAUGCAGAGGCGUCUUAGUGUCGCCAUCUCGCUGAUUGGAGAUGCUAAAGUCGUCUACAUGGAUGAACCUAGUACUGGACUAGAUCCUGCUUCAAGGAAGAGUCUCUGGUGUGCUGUGAAGCAAGCAAAGCAAGAUAGAGCAAUCAUUCUUACUAGUAAUCUUCAACAUAUAUCCAACCGUUCGCUCAUCGCCAGAUACGGAGGGUACUAUGUGCUAAGUGCUAACAAUCACGACAUCGUCGGAGUUCGAACGAGUGGUUCAGAAAUUGGUGCUGGAACUCUCGCCACGCGCAAGGAAGGUGUACCAUUUGUCUGGAACGCAGAAACACGAGCUGCCGAAGCAAGAGGUGAGGAUUGCAGACGUGUUCAGGGCCAUGGAAAAUUUGAAGAAGAAAGCGGAAGUCCAAGCAUGGGGCCUCGCUGA